AUGGCUGGUGCGGAGCUCGCGGGCGCGUUUUCCUGCCCGCUGCACCUUUCCCGAUUUGAGGUUUUCCCCCCCCCUUUGCCUUGCAGGGAGCUGGAGCUGCGCUUCGGCGUGUCCGAGGUGCCGGCCGUGGUGGUGCUGAAGCCCAACGGGGAGGUCAUCGCCAGAAAUGCCGUGGAGGAGAUCCAACGCCUGGGCCCCGCCUGCUUCCAAAACUGGCAGGAGGCUGCUGAGCUGAUAGAUCGAAAUUUCCUCUUGGCGGAGGAUUUUGAAGACUGGACCAGGAGAAGCAUCACCGACCCCAUCCGCCGCCUCAAGUACAAGCUGGACAAGAAAACAGAGGAGAAGAACGAGGAAAGGAGAGAGGAAGAUGAAGGAGAUUCUUAAGGGCUCGGGAGGCUGCGGCUGUGCCGGCUGACUCGGCCGGAGCCAUCCCUCAGGCCACUGGCCCUCCCCGACACCUCCGGAGCAGCCACAUCCAUUGUAGAAUUCCACUAAAAUGACAUUAGUUUUCCAAAAGGUGAAUUAUUUUAAGGCAAACACGUGCUACUCCCACACACGGCUUUUCACAUCUGAAAAAUCGAUUAGUGUAGUAAGGCUAUUCCACCCCGACUGAAUUACAUUUCCUUUUCAUCACCCUAGGACCUAGCGUAGGAAAAGGGACAUCUUUGUCAUUUAUUUACCAAAAAAGUGAGGAGAAAAGGAACUGCUAGAGACCAGCAGUCAGCGAAUGACUCGCUAAACAGUUUUAAAAAUGGGAUUUGCAUUAAAAAAAAACCCCACGGGACACCCAAGCGUUGCUACGGGGGAGCCGUGGACAGGAACACAAUCCCUAUGAGAAACCCACGGAGGGAUUUUUUUUUUUUUUUAGGAGACAGGCCCCCAUGUGUUAAUGUCCCACGUUGCUGCUCACAUUACACUGCUGAAAAUUUACAUUUGGGACAAAUCCUGCCGAGGAGCAGGUUGCUCUCUGACUGGAAUUACAACGCGCAGCAGCUGCCUCCCCGUGCAAGCCGCCUGGUUUUAUCUGCUAAUCGUGGUUGCCAUCUGCUGCUGCCGAGUGCCCAGCGCUGCUGCCAGGAAGCCGAGACCCAUCCCGAGUGGAAAAUCUGCCUGUCCUAAACCUCCCGCGGCUUGCAGCGGAUGGGAAACGUGCCAGGGCAGCGCCUCGGAAACAUCCCUCUGCUUCAUCCUUCCAAAUUCAACAGAUUUGUAGGGAGCGGCUGAGGGGGAACACGCUCUGUAGCGGAAAAUCUUAUUUACGGAGCCUGCAGGGCAUCCUCCGCUUUCUGCAAUCAAGGGGUCUGAAAAGCAGGAGAAAGGGGGGGAAAGGACUGUUAAUUUGCUCAUUUCUGGUGUCCUGUUCUCCACCAGAUCACUGCGGGGUGAGCGGAGGAUUUCCAAAAGCUCCGUGAAGGAUCUGGGAAGGAAAGUGCAUGCGGAAGACAGAGAGGCCAUGCAAGGUCGGCUCGUUCAACUUGUUUUCUCACUUAAUCCUCCCUCUCUUCACCCAGCAAGUUUGACAGGGCAGGAGGAGAAGUCCUACAAAAUAAACAGUUGGGAGAGACUCCGCUUCAGGCAGGACAGGAAGGGCACUGCCUUCGGGCUGCUCUGUGGUGCGCGGACACGGCGGGAAAAGGCACAAAUAAAACCCCAAAAGUGCUUUCAGGUGAGGUACCUGCUGGAGGAGUGACACUGGGCUGGCUGGUGCUCGCUGCCGAAACACUUCGGGCUGUGGCCAGCGGUGAGUACACCUGCAUUUAGAAAAGGAGUUUUGUUAAAUCACAAAUUAGGAACCUGGAGCAGUGGGAGGGAGGCGAAGGGCAACGUCUCACCGUGAUUAACUGGCAGCCAGGUGCUUCUUCCCGUCCCCGUGGAACUUUGAUGUCGAUAAAAGGACACUCUCCACCUGAAUUUAUGUAAAGGUCAAUAGUAGCAAACGUGGACUUUUACCAGCCCCACCCAUUUUUAUUUUUUUUUUAAACCGUUGUCUUUUCCUCUGUUCAAAACUGAAAGUUGCCCUUUUCUCGAUAGUUGUGUGGAAGAACAAGAGGCCACGGAAGGGACUGAGUGAUAGUGAAAAGUGAAUCUGCCAGCACGGGAAAGUGCUGCUGGGCCAACAUCAUCAUCGCCAUAAAGAAAAUCAACUGCCUUAGUUCCUCUCCUUGA
Molecule: messenger RNA, 2166 nt
Organism: Athene cunicularia (burrowing owl)
Lineage: Eukaryota; Metazoa; Chordata; Aves; Strigiformes; Strigidae
Product: nucleoredoxin-like protein 1
Exons: 2
Coding region: 1-384 (127 amino acids)
Biological process (GO): photoreceptor cell maintenance
Cellular component (GO): mitochondrion
Source: RefSeq, a predicted model, not a curated record